CAGGUCACCAUGGACAUAUUUGGAUUUGCCAAAUUUUGCAGGAUACUUGUUAUACAGGCUAAUUGCAAAUAUGACAGUGCAUAAUACAAAAUCUAGAAAAAUAUAAUGAACUGAAAAUAGCCGCUGAUAUUCUUUAAUAUCUUGUUUGCUGUAAAUGUCAAUCAUUCUUAAUCUUUGAAACUGGUGCAUUGGCAUGUUUAACUGUUGGCCUGAGAUUUGUGUUGUAUUUCAUUUAUUUUUUAACAAAGAAAUGCUGGUUCAAGUGGAGUGCAAGGGUGUCCUGAAAUGGGUUCGAAUACCAGUUAAGGAUGACAGCUACGAUUACUUUCAGUUCAUUCAAGAAGUUUCAGCUAAAUUCAACCUGCCAAAUGAACCUGAUGUGAACCUGCAGGACUCCUCAGGAGUUGAUGUAGAUGCUGACAUUUUUGAUGAGUUAGUGAGAUCUGCUGCAGUAUCUUUCAAGGUGUCUAAUGAGGACUCUGCUGAGAAAGAGGUCUCUGAGGCCUCCUUCUGCUCAGAUGAGGGGUCAUUCUCACCCAUUGAGUCUGUGAGGUCAUUCUCAUCAGUUGAGUCUGUGAGUUCAGGCUCCACUGUAAUUACAGAAUGCACCAAAGCACGGAAAAGGCAACUGGUAGAAGGACCACCUGACAGCAGGGCAGCAAAAGAUAUGGUCUAUGUAGCUCUACAUCAAAAAACCGGGGGUGAAGACAUAUUCAAAGAGUACAAUGUGACCAAAGGCCUUUCUGAUCAAACAAGAAGGAAACUCGUCAACAUCCUGGUGGCAGAUAUGAUCGAGAGUCAUGGGCGGGUCCCACCAAUCAAUGUCCGCGUGACCUAUGCCCUUGGAAUAGUCACCCUUUUCCCCAAUUUGAAGGACACAGCUUCACCAACUGGUUAUGAACAUUACUACGAUCCUCACAGUGGCCAAGGUUACCUGGCUUACAGAUUGAAAACGGUUCAGCGCAAUACCACAAGUGACUUCAAGAGGACCUCCAAGUCUGCUAAACAACAUGGCCCUAAGACCCUGCGUGAGACAUCAACAUCUGAGCAGCUGUCAGGUGAUGAAUGCAGAGAAGCGAUGUCAGUGAUGAAGCAUUCAGCGGACCAACCAGUCAUUAAGGAGAAAAUGAAGGCAACGUUCAAGCACCGUCAGAGUAUGCUACACGAUCCAGACCAGUCUUCAGGCAUCCUAGAUGACUUCCCCCGAUUCUUGGAUACACCAGGCUUGAUUAACCAAGACUUCACAAUGCUAUUUGGAGAAGAUGUCUCGGGCAAGUUUAUUGCAAAAUGGCCAACGUUCUACAAACCUAGGAUUAUCACUGUCUGCAAAGGCCUUCGCCCUGGUACACAUGUGGAUGACCUUCUGUCUGCUCAAGAAGAAUCAAAUGAUUAUGGUUGGGACAGUGACUUGGCAGCUAUCCUCCUACAUGGGAAAAUCAGUGCCACUGAAGCUACUGACCAUGUGGUCAAGUUCAUGAAGGUGGGGACAAGCAUGGUGACAUUCCUUGAAAGAGUUGGAUCAGCACAGCCCUUCCUCCUCUGUGUUGGACAAAAGAAGAGUAGUAUCCAGAAGUUUUACAUCAUCCUCGAUCAGAAGGCCAUUCCCUGCGUGGCGCAGACAGCUGUGGCUGCCUUCGACGAACUGUUUAAGGCCCACUUCGUCUUUGCUGUAUCCUACGAUGAGGCCUUGUGCAACUUCUACACCUUCAUUCAGACUACAGUGUAUGGGAUUGACGUCGGCACUACAAAAGAGAGUCCACGGGUCAAGGAAAUCCGGGCAAAAGUAGAUCAUAUUGAGGUUUGAAGAUGUUCACCUGUUACAUUUGCAAGGUACAGCACAAAAGUUGUUCUGCUUUUUUUCAACAUUUGAAGUUCAGUCAU
This is a messenger RNA of Perca flavescens (yellow perch), 1881 nucleotides long. RefSeq lists its product as uncharacterized. Lineage: Eukaryota; Metazoa; Chordata; Actinopteri; Perciformes; Percidae. The record is from RefSeq and is a predicted model, not a curated record. The transcript is spliced from 10 exons. Bases 194 to 1804 code for a protein of 536 amino acids.